Messenger RNA from Parasteatoda tepidariorum (common house spider), 1703 nucleotides. RefSeq names its product lachesin. The record is from RefSeq and is a predicted model, not a curated record. Lineage: Eukaryota; Metazoa; Arthropoda; Arachnida; Araneae; Theridiidae. Gene Ontology annotation, cellular component: neuron projection.
CGACACUCUUGCGUUUGACGGUCCGUCGUUCUUUGACCGCGAGCGCGUGGUACAGAGUGGACGAUGUCGACAUAUCGCGAUAUGACGAUUUGCGGCACGUCUCUUCUUUUUUUGUUGACCUCCAUCGGCAAUUUUGCGGACGCCACGACUGCUCUGGCCUCCGGCUCAUCUUCUCACAAUUAUUUGCUCGAAGCAGAACCAGAAUUUGCAGAAUCCAUUCAAAACGUAACAAUUGCAAUCGGUAGAGAUGCUCAACUUAGCUGCACUGUGGAAAAUUUAGGCACGUACAGAGCUGCUUGGAUCAAAGUGGAGACGAAAGCCAUACUGACAAUCCAUCACCACAUCAUAACCCGCAAUUAUCGCAUCAGUUUGAGCCACAGCGAUAAUCGCCAAUUCAUCCUUCAGAUUCGAAAUGUUCAAGAAUCUGACAAGGGUGGUUACAUGUGCCAAGUCAACACAGUGCCCAUGAAGAGUCAGGUUGGAUAUUUAGAUGUCUUAGUUCCUCCAGAUAUACUGGAUCAGGGGAGCAGUAGUGACGUGGUAGUUCGGGAAGGUGCCAAUGUGACGCUCACAUGUAAGGCAGUUGGAUAUCCUGCUCCCAACAUCACGUGGAGACGGGAAGACAAUGAGCCAAUACCUCUAGGAGCAUGGCAGGGGAAAAAAGUUACAGAUCCCAAUGCUGUGACAUAUGAAGGUGAAGUGCUAAGUAUAACGCGAGUGAGUCGACUGCAUACUGGAGCCUAUUUGUGUAUAGCAGCCAAUGGUGUCCCACCCUCCGUCAGUAGAAGGAUUAUUCUUCAUGUUCACUUUCCACCGGUGCUCUGGAUUCCGAAUCAAUUAGUUGGAGUGGUGAUGGGACGAGAUGUGACCUUAGACUGUCAUACAGAAGCUUAUCCCACAUCUAUUAACUACUGGGGAAGGAAACAGAAUGAAAUGCUGAUCUCCAAUGAAAAACUUCAAAUAGUGAGCAAAGAAAAGACGUACAAAUCUCAUAUACGACUCACAAUCAAAAACAUUCAACCACAGGAUUACGGCAUCUACAUGUGUUUCUCGAAGAACUCACUCGGCUCAACGGAAGGUUCAGUCAAAGUCUACGAAAUACAACCUCCAACAAGUCAACCAACUAAAGAUACUUCUUCAGUUAGGCGCCAAAGUUCGGAAGCAUUUCCGCAACAUCAACAUCUCGGCUCCGAGAAGGACUCAACCGAAAAUUCAGCUGCCAACAAAAGGAAGCGGCCGGUUUUGACAGACGGGGCUUACAGAACCAAAGAACAUAUCAAUACUGUAGAAGAUUCGAAAGGACUCCAAAAAGAAAAUGACCCACCCCAACUGAGGAAGGAGGCAAAAGAAGAGACAAGUGGCCAACCUAGCACUUAUUUCACUUGGAUACUUUUGUUCCUAGCUAUCACCUUCUACGAUAUGGCAACGUAACGAGCAUAAAUUACGAGAAAGACAAUCAAUUGUUCGAAAUGGAAUUAGACGAAUUAAAGAGCGAACAAGCAUUGUUGGAAGCUUCUGUUCAGAACACCAUUUAUGAACUUGACAUACUUAUAGUUGUUGAACACUCUCCUGUUAUAGGAAACCGAUCUGGAACUGUUUCGUUCAUUCUAGUCAUCAUUGUUGUGUAUAUAUUCAUGUAAAUUAUCAAUUGUACAUUCUUCUAAUUUGUUCCGUAAAUAAAAUAUAUGUAAAUUUUUUAUUAA